UUUUCUACCAUAUGGAGAAACGUGUGCUCACUCGAUACACCUCCCACAUUACACAUGAGGAUCUCAUGAUAAUCCAUAUCCUUAAUGGUCUGUAUUUUGCAACUUUAAGUAAGUAUUUUUUACAAGUUGUUUUAAUUUUUCCCCCCUUUUACGUUUCUAUGGUAGAUUUGGAUUAAAGUCCGAUCAAAGAGCGGCAUGUUUUCAGAACUCAGAUUUAAAAUACAGUUUAUUAAUUAUUAUUUGUAUCAUUAGCACAGAUAAGAAUGCCUUUUUUCUUCCUAUAAAAUACUAAGUAUAGAAAACAUAAUAAUCCAGAAGACUCACAUUUAGCUCCACUUCCUGAAAGUCGACACAGGGUGGAGCCAAUGACACAAAUGUAGACAGACUAUGAAGUAAACUAUUACAUACGGGUAUUAAUUCAGGCAAACGUCACGAUUGUCUACCUAGCAGGUAGUAGUAUUUGUUUAAAGCAUAGAAGGUCAUAUUUGCACACGGAAAAGUAUACAUCCACAAAGAAAUAUAUUUCUAAAUAUAUUUUACUAUAUUCAGAGGCAAGUAUUGUACUUUUUUGACAGCUUUUGUUAGUUUUGUAUAUAUUAAAAACAGAUGAUGCAUUUAUAAAAGAUCUAUCUUGAUAGAACAGUAAAUACAGUCUCAUGUAACAUCCAGAAGCUGCUCAGACGUUAAUGAAUCAGGAAAAAAAUCCAAUAAUAAUGAGUACAUCUUUUCAUAUUAAAGUAUAAUUUGCUGUUGAAAACACUUUUCACAGACCUGCUCUGAUACCGACACUUUGCAGAUUGUUUUUUUAAACACAAAAUAACUAUUUGUAGAUAUUAAAUAUGAAUCGAUAUAAAUUAAACUGCACAACGGUACAUUACAUUAUCACAAUUAAUUUGCUCGUUACAACAUUAAAGUACUACUUGCAUGUUAAUGCAUCAGUAUCAAUAAUCUAAAUAUAUAAUAAUCUAACACGGCAAUACACAAUGACUGAGUAUUUCCAUUUUAAACUCCAAUACAUUUUAUAUGGAGAACAUUUGACGUAUUACUUCACUACAAUUAUUUGAUCGCUGGAGUUACUUUGCAGGAAAAUCAAUUAUGAUGUGCUAUUAUUGACAUUUUCUUAUAUAUCGGUAUAGCUGCAGCAUUUAAACAUGAGUUCAUCAAUAUAUACAGUCCAGUAAUAUUACAAACACAAUGUUGAAAUGUGUCAUUCUGCAUAAUGAGCACUUAUAUUUUUGUUAACCCUAAAACGUGUGUAGGUUUACUUAAAUUUAGUACAAUUUCAAAUGCAGGGCUUUCACCUGCAGUUCACCGCAGAACCGGAAGGGGGCGCGCAGGAGCCCUCCAGGUGAGCGCGACGUCACCAGGGUUUUGGGUGCCGCUGUGCGCUCGUGCUUCGUCGGAGAGCUCCUCAUUCCUCAGUGCUGCCGGGUGACAUCAGGAGCGGAUGUGACCGCCGGGAAGAACGUGAUCCGCUAACUAUGGCCGUGUUUAUCGCUUGUGGAUGAUGUUUUCACUUAUCGUUUGAAAGCUCUGUCUGAUCCCGCCGGCCUCUGAGGACGAGGACCAAAUGCGCCACACUACUGAGAUAAGCAACAAACAAACAAAAAAGCAAAGAGGAUUAAAUCGGGAAUCCGUCACCUCCCCUAAGUAGGUGUGAACUGCCGGCUGCAAUCAUGGGGAACCAGCUGACUGAUAUCGCUCCCAACACGUCCUUCCUGCCAAGCUUCCAGUCUCUGCACGUGGUGGUGAUCGGGCUCGAUUCGGCCGGCAAGACCUCCCUGCUCUACAGGCUCAAGCUGAAGGAGUUCGUGAAGACGAUCCCCACCAAGGGCUUCAACACGGAGAAGAUCAAGGUGGCCGUGGGGCCGUCCAGGAGCAUCAACUUCCAGGUGUGGGACGUGGGCGGCCAUGAGAAGCUGCGCCCCCUGUGGAAGUCGUACACCCGGCGGACGGACGGGAUGGUGUUCGUGGUGGACUCCACGGAGCUAGAGCGGAUGGAGGAAGCCAAAGUGGAGCUCCACAAGAUCACCCGCACCUCGGAGAACCAGGGGGUGCCGGUGCUCAUCCUGGCCAACAAGCAGGACCGGGACUCGGCCUCGCCCGUCGGCGAGGUGGAGAAGCUGCUCGCCGUCCACGAACUGAGCUCGUACACGCUGCACCACGUGCAGAGCUGCAGCGCCGUGGACGGCCGGGGGCUGCAGCCGGGCCUGGAGAAACUCUACGAGAUGAUCCUGAAGCGGAAGAAGAUGGUGAAGCACAACAGGAACAGGAAGAGGUGAACGGCCUCGGCGGACGGCGUGGAGAUUUUGUUUUUAUUUUUUCCCACGGUCGAAGGCCUGGCGGGCCCCUUUUUACCGGGAGAGCGAUUCGCGCCGACGCAACAACAAUUCCGCGCGGACGCAGGGUCGCGAUAAAUGGAUUUGCUCCUAAUAAUUGAAGCGCCGUUGACAUAAUCUCCGUCCUUGCAGCUGCCUGUCGAAAGCGUAAAUUUUAGAUUUAAAAGGGAAGCUGGAGCAGUUAGUCUUCACUAAGUGCUUUUCUACACCGGUUUUAAAGAAUAAUUCUAGCGAGACGUAUGCCUGUUAUCUGUAGGAGUAAUAUUACAUUCACGGUUCAGGUCCCUGUACUAUAUAAAAGGCCCUUUAUAAUCAUUCACAAGCUUGCACAGAUGCUGUCCCACUAAAUGGAUGUUUUAUUUCCACAGAUGCUUCCCUGAAAUAUUUAUUCCACAUUUUCUUUGUGUUUGUGUUGAACAAAGGGAUUUUUGUUUUUUGUAUAUGAUGUGAAAUGAGACGGAGUUCGGUGGUGAUGGAGCACCACGUGAUAUUAAAUAUUCUUGCCAUGGAACUGUAAUCCUAAAUGCAUUCCCUUCGUGGCCACAGAGGUUAAGUUUCAGUUACUACAAUAAUAAUUAUGUUUAUACAAAUUGUACAUUUUGUAACACUGAAGACUUAAUAAAUCUACACUGUACAGAACAUU
Messenger RNA from Pseudoliparis swirei, 2982 nucleotides. RefSeq names its product ADP-ribosylation factor-like 4D (gene arl4d). Gene Ontology annotation, biological process: vesicle-mediated transport; intracellular protein transport. Bases 1677 to 2282 code for a protein of 201 amino acids. The record is from RefSeq and is a predicted model, not a curated record. Gene Ontology annotation, molecular function: GTP binding; GTPase activity. The transcript is spliced from 2 exons. Lineage: Eukaryota; Metazoa; Chordata; Actinopteri; Perciformes; Liparidae. Gene Ontology annotation, cellular component: cytoplasm.